AUGAAUCCUGCAGGAAAUCGAAGUCUGCCUCCUGGAGAACGUACACGAGCUGCGAACGAAAAUGUCCCACCUUAUCCGCCACCUCCGUAUGCAUAUUCACUCCAAAAUCAACCAGGAGGGCACCAAAUGCAGGCCGUCCAAGUUGAGUAUCCCCCGCAACUGCCACCUCUCUAUAGAGGUCAAAAAGUGAGAAGUGGUCCAUUCGCGAUCACAGUCACUGACGAAAUGGUCGCGGAACGUGAAAGGGAAAAUCGAGAAUUGUACAGACAAUGGCUGGCAGAGCAGGAACUGAGAAACAUGUCUGACGCCGAGAGGGAAUACGAGCAGUAUGCGAUGCAGUUUAGGGCUGCGAAAAUAAGGCGACUCUUCAUAAAAAAAGUAUAUUGUAUCAUAACUGUGGAAUUGGCCUUCACGGCUGCUUUUAUAGCUCUUGUAAUGUAUGUAGAUCAAGUUAAAUUAUGGGUACUGAAACACUGGGGCUUGGCGAUUGCUGCAACAGUCGUCUACCUAAUCACAUACAUCGCCAUUACCUGCGUCGAACGAGCGAGGAGACAAUCACCUUGCAAUUGGAUGUUGAUGUGCUUAUUGACGCUCUGCCAGUCAUACAGCGUCGCGUAUGCGUCAGCGCACUACAAUAUCGAGUUGGUACUGCUAGCAUUAGGAAUGACCGCCCUUGUGACCGUCGUUGUAACGUUUGUCGCAAUGUGCGCCAAGUUUGAUUUUACAAACUACACGGGAAUGAUAUUAAUCAUCACGGUUGUCAUACUCGUCAGUACAUUGGUACUAGCGAUAGUGGCGAUCCUUACGCAAAUCAAAACCUUGUGGGUCAUAUUUGCUGCGUUAAUGACACUUCUGUUAUCAGUGUACCUGUUCUAUGACACCCAACUUCUCAUGGGCGGACGUAGCAUUGAACUCGAUCCGGAUGAAUAUGUUUACGCUGCAGUGCAAAUCUACGUUGACAUCAUUCUGAUAUUCAGGUACAUACUGAUGUGCCUGGGUUGCAUGGGAGAUUCAUAG
This is a messenger RNA of Diprion similis, 1017 nucleotides long. RefSeq names its product protein lifeguard 2-like. Gene Ontology annotation, biological process: negative regulation of apoptotic signaling pathway. NCBI's taxonomy places the organism in Eukaryota, Metazoa, Arthropoda, Insecta, Hymenoptera, Diprionidae. The transcript has 8 exons. Bases 1 to 1017 code for a protein of 338 amino acids. The record is from RefSeq and is a predicted model, not a curated record. Gene Ontology annotation, cellular component: endoplasmic reticulum; Golgi apparatus; membrane.